Messenger RNA from Caenorhabditis bovis, 900 nucleotides. NCBI's taxonomy places the organism in Eukaryota, Metazoa, Nematoda, Chromadorea, Rhabditida, Rhabditidae. The record is from the annotation of a GenBank genome assembly.
AUGAAGAUUUAUGCAGAAAUUUAUGGCGAAACUCCAAAUCUCACCGAUCAAACGUGGAAAAUUCUUAUCGAUAUGAUUAAUUGGGAAGAUAGAUAUCAAUAUUUAUUAGAAUUACGCAAAGCCGCUGCUGCAGAAGAUUUAACGCCCGAACUAGAAGAACCUAUUUCCAAAAUAAACCAAAGAAGGUUUGACAAUGGAGAAAUGGUAUACGCUAGGCAUUUUCAUACACCGCUAGAUAUUUAUGGAUCCGAUUUCAGAAACAAAAUCGAUGCCCAAUAUGGAGCUAACCUCCUAAAACAAGACAAGGUUCCCAAAUUUAUUGUGGAUUGUCGAUUUUUGCGUGAAUAUUCAGUGAUUACUCAAGCAAGAUUUGUCAAACAAAUGCAAAGCCUUCAUGAUGAAAAUUGGAUUUCAAAUUUGCCAAUGGAAAUUCAUUUUGCCAAUUAUAGGCCAGAUUCGCAGUUGUCUACAAUAGCUCAAAAAAAUCUAUUAUUUUGCUUUGGACCACCUUCCUUGAAAGGAAAAUUCAAGCCUCAUCCGUUUGCCCCAAAUCUAACAUCCAAACGAGUUAAUCAAAUAUUGCCCAGUGAGAAAUUAAUGUACAUUUCACCAAAAGCGACUCGCUAUGUUCCCGAUGUGAUUCCCAGCGAAAUCGAAGGCGUCGUUAUUUGCCUAUCGAACGAGUCGUCGCCAGCAACUAGUAGUACUUCAGCCUGUAUCAUGGACAAAGUGCAGCCGUAUAGAAUUCCAGUCAGAAAAUAUAUGGCAAAUGACGUGAAUAUGGGUAAAAUUCAGCUCCCAAUAAUGGCAAAACUGUUCAGAGAUUACUUCAAUGGUUCAAGUAUUCGAGAAAUACCGCGUUUCGAGACGCCAUCAAUCAAACCAGGACGUUCGCGAUGA